AUGACGCCUGAAAUAUUCCGGGCAGGAAAGCAGGUGAAGGCAGAGCAGGGCCCUACCCGGAACUCUGAGAUGUAUGAGAUGGAGGCAAUACCGACGGACAAGGACAUCGUCCUCGGCGACCUUCCUGGAGGUGAAGGUGUCACCGGCGUCAUGAGCGGCGUGGACAAGAUCUCAUUGCACAAAGGAGCAAUGAAGGCCUUGCAGAACCACGCGGAAGGUAACUAUCCAGGUAUGAAAAUAGCGGUGGCCAGCAGCGCAGAUACCCCUUUUGCUGAGAAAGUUGGUCGCAAGGCACUCUCGCUUCUGGAGGUGCUGCCUGGCGUGACAGUCUGGCAGCUUCUCUUGCGAGAUUGGGAUGGGAAGGACGUCAACCAGAUCGGCCGCCAGCCGCCCCUUUCUUCGAACAAGGCGAUGACUCACUUCCCCCGGCUGAAGGAAGCCACAGGCGUGGCAUACGACAGAAUGCUUUUCUUCGAUGACUGCCUAUGGGGCGAUCACUGCGGGAUGGUCGCGCAGUCCUGCCGCGAGGCCAACGGCAAAGGCGUGGUUACCGUCAGGACUCCCAGCGGGCUUGGCGAACGUGAGUGGGAACGUGGCCUGAAGAUGUACGUGAAGCCUGCGGCGAAGCCUACCAUUGAGCGGUCCGUGCAGGUCGCGCUGCCAGGAGCUGCCGCGUGGAUGCUGACGAUGCAGGAGGCCACAGCUGCUGCUGCUGCUCGGCGUCAGUACUUUCCCACCCUGGAUGACCCAGAGCCGGCUCCACCACCCCAAGAGGAUGUUAGUCCUGAACAAGUUUUGGCGACGAUUGGCAUGCUCCCCAACGUGAUUGUUUUCUUCUUGGUGGCAGGGGCAAUCCGAGAAUGGAUUGGAUCUGGAGGAGGCUUCUUCCGAAAUGAAGACACCUGA
This is a messenger RNA of Symbiodinium natans, 906 nucleotides long. Lineage: Eukaryota; Dinophyceae; Suessiales; Symbiodiniaceae. The record is from the annotation of a GenBank genome assembly.